Messenger RNA from Hydatigera taeniaeformis, 789 nucleotides. The record is from the annotation of a GenBank genome assembly. NCBI's taxonomy places the organism in Eukaryota, Metazoa, Platyhelminthes, Cestoda, Cyclophyllidea, Taeniidae.
UUGUUAUCCCUACGUUUCACAGAUUGUCUUGCAGGGAAUUGCUUUGGUAAAUGUUGCCUUAAAGUGAAAUUUGUUGCAGUUGGUGGCGCAUCGGAGGCUGGAUUUGAGAUAUUUCUCGACAAAAGCCGUUUACGUACGCCAGGUGGGAAUAUCUUCAGCGUUCCACACGAGGGCUUGGCUCUUGCGGUUGCUAAUGAAUGGGCAUCGCAAAAGGAGCAUAUCGAGCGCUUCACCCUACCCUUGGUUAGGUCGAUCUCUGAUACAACCAUUUGUAACCACGUGAUCGACAAUCCAACCGAAAGAUCCAAUGAGGUAAUUGUCAAUGGAAUAAUGGACUAUGCUGACACGGACACAAUUUGUUACAGAAUCGAGACGCCGGAAGAGCUUUUUGCCGAACAGGAGUCUCAGUGGGGCAUGGUUCUUGAUAUUAUUGAAAGUCGAUAUCAUUUCCGUCCUCCUGUCACUACUGGUUUCUCUGUCACUCCAAUUGCGAAAGAAUCACGGGACUUUAUCAGUCGACACCUCCUCUCCUUCAAUCGGUGGGGGCUCACGUGUGUGGAGAAUUUGAAGUCGCUGUGGUUGACCUUGGCGAUGGUUGAUGGUUUUCUGACUGCUCAGCGUGCCGUGGAGCUCUCCCGAUUGGAGCAAAAGUUCCAAGAGGGACGAUGGGGCUCCGUGGAGUGGUUCCACGAGGUGGACGAGGUGGAGGUGAACAAAAAUGUCGCCGCUGGUUUGUUGGUUAUCCUGGUUAGCCACGCGCGGCGCUCUAUUAAGCAGAAGUCUGCAUGA